AUGGUCUUUGUUGGAGCUCCUCUUCCCGAACCUAUUCCAGUCAUCAGUGGCUACGACUUGCUAUUCACAAAUGCACGAAACUUGCCAUUGGAUCGAAAGGUCUUUAUUGACAAUGACAAUGUCGACAAUUACAUUACCUAUGGUGGUCUUGUCACACAGGUCACAAAGUUCUCGUCUGGCCUCCAACAGAUCUUUAACUUCCAACGUGGCGAUGUGGUAGCAAUUUGCUCUCCCAAUCAAAUCAACUAUCCAGUAGCGCUUCACGGAACAGUUGCAGCAGGUGGAAUUGCUUGCCCCGUAGAGCAUACGCUCACUACAGACCUUCUGGUUAAGGACUUUAUGACCGUUCGCCCAAAACUCAUAAUUGCCCACAAGCACACCUUAGGAAGAUGCUUGGAAGCAGCAGAGAUCAUUGGUUUGCCAAAAAGCCAUAUUCUCUUGUUUGGACCCCGUAAACUCAGAGGUGUCAUGCCAUACAAGCACAUCCUUUACAGCUAUGGAGUUACCAGACCUCCAGUACAGCUCACCAGGGAAGAGAUCCUUACCAAGCCCGCCUUUCUUUAUUUUACUUCAGGAACAUCUGGAGUCAAAAAGGCAGUGAUGAUGAGUCAAUUUAAUAUAAAUGCCUGUUUGAUGGCCAAAGACGCCUGGUCAAAAGUUGAGGCUAGAGCUGUUUCGCAUGUAGAGUUCCACCACGCCAGCGCACUGAUUAUCAACCUUCACUAUUGCAUUAUGCAUGGUGUCGAGACCUUUCUUUUGCACCGAUAUAACAUUCGGGAUCUCUGCAGCACGAUUCAAAAAUACAAGGUCGGACUGUGUGCCAGUCCGCCAUGGACAGUGACAUAUCUCGUCAAGGACCCGGUCUACAGAAGCUAUGACCUUUCGUCGCUCAAUGUGUUCAUCUGCACCGGCGCGUUCUUGGACAACAGUUCGGCCAGAGCGUUCUAUGACCGUUUCGGGAUCCCUGUGAUCAACAAGUAUGCGAUGACCGAAAACACAUGUUUCUUCAAGACCAUACUCGAGACAGUCCAGGCAGGAAGUCUAGGAGUAGUACAGGAUGGAAACAUUUUGAAGAUUGUUGGUGAUGAUGGCCAAGAGGUAGGACCUGGGGAAAUGGGUGAGCUUUGUGUCAAGGGACCUACUGUAGCACAGGGUUACUACCUGAAUCCAGAAAAGACAGUCGAGGCAUUUGAUAAAGAAGGCUUCUUCCACACAGGCGAUCUUAUUCGUGGAGAUGAGAAUGGGCACUUUUUCUACGUCGAUCGAGCAAAAGAUUUGAUCAAGUACCACUUGCACCACAUCUACCCUGGAGAAAUUGAGGAUAUUCUGAUGACCCACCCUUUGAUAUCCGAGAGUUCAGUAAUCGGAAUGUAUUCAAGAGAUCUGGCUACUGAGAUGGUUACGGCGUUUGUUGUGCUUGUUCCAGGAACCAAAAGAACAGCCAGUCUUGCAGAUGAGAUUUGUGAAUAUGCCAAUAGUCGGGUUAGUGACAUCAAGCGUUUGCGAGGUGGAGUCAAGUUUCUUGAGAAGUUUCCUCGAACUGCAGCUGGCAAGAUUCUACGUGGAGUUAUUCGAAUGAAUGCUAUGGAGCAAGAUGAUGAACUAAAGGCUCUUUAG
Messenger RNA from Phycomyces blakesleeanus NRRL 1555(-), 1617 nucleotides. RefSeq lists its product as hypothetical. Gene Ontology annotation, molecular function: CoA-ligase activity. Bases 1 to 1617 code for a protein of 538 amino acids. The record is from RefSeq and is a predicted model, not a curated record. Gene Ontology annotation, biological process: secondary metabolic process. Lineage: Eukaryota; Fungi; Mucoromycota; Mucoromycetes; Mucorales; Phycomycetaceae. The transcript has 8 exons.